This is a messenger RNA of Fusarium musae, 1086 nucleotides long. RefSeq lists its product as uncharacterized. The record is from RefSeq and is a predicted model, not a curated record. Bases 1 to 1086 code for a protein of 361 amino acids. The transcript is spliced from 2 exons. Lineage: Eukaryota; Fungi; Ascomycota; Sordariomycetes; Hypocreales; Nectriaceae.
AUGGCUAUUCCACGCCGACCCAUCGGGAAGCUGCCUGCAAACCCACCACCACUACCUCAGAAAGAGCCGCAGCAGCCAAACUCAUCACAGAUUCCCCCAUCACCUUCGGAAUCACUAUCGAGUAUUCUGUCGGCAUAUUCACGCUCGUCCGGCGAAUCCCUUGUCAGGUUGCCUUACGAAGCUAGCGAUAGUGUUCGUCAGAGUGAGGCAAUCUCAUCACCGAGUCACCAAGCUCCACCCGCCAACACCAACACUGGCACGUUUAUCGGUCCCCCGACCCAGCAACAACAGCAUCAUUAUCAACUGCAACAGCCGCAACAUUAUGUUGCCCAGAAGUUGCCCGCCAACAACCAUCGGCCACCCCCACUACCCUCUAAGGACACUAAAUAUCACCUUCCAGCCACGCCUGCUCCUGUUCGAAAACCGGUUCCAGAGAACAAGCUGCCUGAACUAAACUCAGCGCCGUCGCCUUCGCAGACCCAGCAGCAACCUCAACCUCAGCUUUGGCGUCGUCGGUCGUCAAAGGCCGAGCGGAGCCUUGAGCUUCCCGACCUGAAGCUUGUUGCUAGCCACGGGUCGACUGCUGCAACGCAGCCAGUUGUUGCAAAACCACAUGUUCAACCGCAGCUUUCUUCAAGCGGACCUAAAAUUUCCACAAUACCAAACUGGCAGCCUGGGAGCACCAACCCCACAGCUCCUGCUGGCCAGGACUCCGAAACGUUGCCAGCCGCUGAGCAGGUGCCAGGCACCCCAACCAUGGGGAUCAACAGUUCCAAGCUGAACCGUCUCAAAGGGAAACUUCAUCUUCAUCGAAGGGGGAAAUCAUCAGGUGACACGAGCAAGUCUUCUCCAACGCCACGACCUGGGGCAAAUCGUCCCCCCACGCCUGAAUAUCAAAAGGAAGACAUCAAGACUCCAGUUGUUGAUUCUUUUAUUUCGCCUUUGUCGCCCGCUUCAUCACCGGAGCCCGCUGCGCAGGCUACCAAGCCCCUCGGAGGACAAGCCGGUUUCUGCAUCGCCAGAGGCGGCAUCGUUACCACCUUCGGUCACCGAUUCAAGGGGAAGUCGUGGAUCCUCUGGCAGUGA